Messenger RNA from Branchiostoma floridae (Florida lancelet), 1505 nucleotides. Its product is annotated as F-box/WD repeat-containing protein 8-like. The coding region runs from base 16 to 492 and encodes 158 amino acids. Gene Ontology annotation, molecular function: protein binding. Gene Ontology annotation, cellular component: preribosome, large subunit precursor. The transcript has 3 exons. Lineage: Eukaryota; Metazoa; Chordata; Leptocardii; Amphioxiformes; Branchiostomatidae. The record is from RefSeq and is a predicted model, not a curated record.
ACACAUGAUCAUCACAUGAUCAUCACAUGUCUUACACAUGACCAUCACAUGUUCUCCAGGGUGCGAGUGUUCGACCUGCGGACGCCCCAGCCGGUGCUGAACCAGUACGCCCACCCGCUGGGCGUGUCGUGUGUGCAGAUGGACGACUGGAAGGUGGUGAGCGGCGGACGGGAGGGUGCGCUGUGUGUGUGGGACAUGCGCAGGCAGAACAAGCUCUGGGAGAUGAAGCCAAGUAAGGUCCACCCGAUCCAGUACUGCCGGUUCGGAGGCCCCCACCUCAUCGCGGCUUGUUACCCGACACCCUCCUGCAGCCGGGAGGACCUGAUGGACCAGUACAGGCACCAGCCAGAUGUCAAAGGUCGGAUCAACGUGUACGAUUUCUCGGUGGACCAGACGACUCAAGACGUUCCCGACAUCUGCAAGGCUGACUACGACGAACCCGAGGGGUACAACUACAACAUCAGCCUCGCCAUGCCGUACGACGCAGUCUGACAGCUGUCAAUCAUAGCACAGUCUGACAGCUGUCAAUCAUAGCCUCGCCAUGCCGUAUGACGCAGUCUGACAGCUGUCAAUCAUAGCACAGUCUAACAGCUGUCAAUCAUAGCACAGUCUGACAGCUGUCAAUCAUAGCCUCGCCAUGCCGUACGACGCAGUCUGACAGCUGUCAAUCAUAGCCUCGCCAUGCCGUAUGACGCAGUCUGACAGCUGUCAAUCAUAGCCUCGUCAUGCCGACACGAACCCGAGGGGUACAACUACAACAUCAGCCUCGCCAUGCCGUACGACACAGUCUGACAGCUGUCAAUCAUAGCACAGUCUGACAGCUGUCAAUCAUAGCCUCGCCAGGCAGUACAAUGCAGUCUGAUACCUGUCAACGAUAGCCUCGCCAUGCCAUAUGACACAGUCUGACAGCUGUCAAUCAUAGCACAGUCUGACAGCUGUCAAUCAUAGCACAGUCUGACAGCUGUCAAUCAUAGUCUCGCCAUGCCGUACGACGCAGUCUGACACCUGUGAAUCAUAGCCUUGCCAUGCCAUAUGACGCAGUCUGACAGCUGUCAAUCAAAGAUCAAUUUUUGAUAGCAUAAUAAGAAGCCUUAGUAAUAUGAAUAUACCAUCUUCUCGAAAUGAAAGCCAGUUACACUUUUAUGAUUUGGUAGAUGAAAUUUCCCAAACUGUUUUAAAUUCGAAGUGACCAAAAUUGAACAGGUUAUCCCUGUUGAUAUUAUGUUGGUAUUAUGAAUUUAGAUUUCGGUCUACAUUUUUAGUACCGGGAAUAUGUGAAAUAUUCUUCAGGGAUUUUUGUAAAGACAGUAACUUAGCUCGACAUGUACAGUUGCUGUAAAUAACUUAUGGACUCAAAGACGUCUCUCCCUAAUUGAGGGGUCAAAGUUGACAGGAAGUUUCAAUCUUCUGACCUCAGCGAUGGGUCAAAGUCACCCAUAAGUUGUGAAAACUGUAUCCAUGCAUGUUUUAUAUAAUUAAUCUUGUAAAUAAAAUGUGAACAGAGC